This is a messenger RNA of Cuscuta europaea, 2116 nucleotides long. The record is from the annotation of a GenBank genome assembly. Lineage: Eukaryota; Viridiplantae; Streptophyta; Magnoliopsida; Solanales; Convolvulaceae.
AAUUAAUUUACAUUCCGUUACACAAAGAACCGUUUUCCCCUCUUUUUCUUUCUUUCUUCAUCUCUUAAACCUCCCAAUCCACCAGACGAGAGAGAGAGAGUUAAUGUACAAUGUCCAAGCCGCCGACGACGAUACGGCCGGAAGAUUACGCCCAUAGUCCGGUCCACUACGCCGUCGCAGUUGCAGAUCACAGUUCCCUGAAACGCCUAGUCUCUUCGGUAGACCGGCUAGGUGACCCGAACCGAAUUCAUACCGAAUCUGACUCGCUCGCUCAGGAACGACUCGCUGAGCAAAUCGGCGCCGUACUCGACCGCCGCGACAAUCUCAACCGCGAGACUCCUCUGCAUCUGGCGGUCCGCCUCAACGAUGCAUUCGCUGCUCAAACUCUUGCCGUUGCAGGAGCAGAUAUUUCUCUCCAGAAUGCUGCUGGCUGGAAUCCUCUGCAGGAGGCCAUUGUGCGGCGGUGCUCGGACAUCGUGGCGACGCUUGUGCAGCAUCACCACCUCAGUGCCUGGUGCAAAUGGCGCCGCCGCCUCCCCCGGCUUGUAGCCGCUCUCCAGAGGAUGCGCGAUUUCUAUAUGGAGAUUUCCUUCCACUUUGAGAGCUCCAUUGUUCCAUUCGUCGGGAAAAUGGCUCCUUCGGAUACGUAUAAGAUCUGGAAGCGGGACGGCAAUCUCAGAGCCGACACAUCAUUAGCGGGAUAUGACGGUUUGAAAAUUCAGCGGGCCAAUCAGAGCUUCCUUUUCUUCGGGGAUGGACCUGACGGUGAGACCAAAUCUGACAUUCCUGUCGGUUCACUUCUGGUACUCAACCACGAUGACCGGAAAAUCUACGAUGCAUUUGAAAACGCCGGAAGUCCUUUAACUGACGGCGAUGUAGCCAAUGUUUGUAGCCAAACAAGCAUAUAUCGGCCCGGAAUGGACGUGACGAAUGCCACGCUAGUUGGGCGUACGAAUUGGAGAGGUCAGGGGAAAACAGAGAACGUCGGAGAAUGGAAAGCUAGAGUUUACGAAGUGAACAAUGUGUCUUUUAGCUUCCGGUCUCGCAAAGCCACCGGGGGAGAAGCCGGAAGCGAGCAAGUAUUACCCCUAGACUUGGAGAUUGAAGAGGAUGCGGAAGAUGGCUUCCUCGUAGCGGAGAAUCCGCGAUUCAGCACCUCCGUGGACGCCCCCAGCGGACAGAGACGCCAUAGCAGCUUUGUUCAUGAGGACAGAGAGCAAAUUACUGUUUCGAGAAAGAGUGUGGAUAUUAUUCCAGCGCCGCGGCGAAGAUCGGCGGCUAUCCCGGUUCCGCCGCCUCCGCAGACGAAGGAGAAGGAAUUUGUUAAAAAUCUGAAACCGUCAGUUUGGUUGACAGAGCAAUUCCCGUUAAGCACGGAGGAGCUGCUGCCACUACUCGACAUUCUAGCGAACAAAAUGAAGGCCGUUAGGCGAUUGAGGGAGCUGUUGACGACCAAAUUUCCUCCGGGAACUUUUCCGGUAAAGGUGGCGAUUCCUGUGGUCCCUACUGUGAGGGUGGUAAUAACCUUCACCAAAUUUGUUGAGCUACAGCCUAUUGAUCAGUUUUUCACGCCAUUUUCAAGCCCGAGAGAUCUUGUCCAGCCAGGGGACGAAAGCAUGGAGAGCCGAGCUGGCCGGGUGGGUAGGGGCGGAAGUCGAGCGGGAUCAACAAGCCGUUUGCAGCCAAGCUGUAAUGGACAGCAAGCAGAUCCAUUCGCCAUCCCAGCUGGGUAUAGUUGGAGCAGCUUUGAUGAGAAUAAGAACACGAAGACGAAGAAAAGUAGGUCUUCUAGGAGAACCAAGUGAAAUUCAAAGGCAAGACAUUCAACAAUGGGGUUUUAUGCAUCAAUUCUGUGCACACUAUAAUGAGUUUUCGAUGUUGUCCUAGCUUGUAUGGAGAUAAUAUGAAUGUAGAGUGUAGAUACCAAGGCGAAAAAGCAAAAGAAAAUCUGCAUUGAUUAGUUUUCGUGCAUUUAAUUAGAGUUCAUUGUUUCACCAAAGCCCGAAUUAGAAAUCAUUUUAGUUGCUUACAUAGACGCAGUUAUUUGUUUAUUUCUAGUCCAAUUAUUAAUAUGAAAUCUAUGUUCAUUUCCCUCAUAUUUCAUUGAAUCUAUGUU